This is a messenger RNA of Babjeviella inositovora NRRL Y-12698, 324 nucleotides long. RefSeq names its product Rtg1p (gene RTG1). The record is from RefSeq and is a predicted model, not a curated record. Gene Ontology annotation, molecular function: protein dimerization activity; DNA-binding transcription factor activity, RNA polymerase II-specific; RNA polymerase II cis-regulatory region sequence-specific DNA binding. Gene Ontology annotation, biological process: regulation of transcription by RNA polymerase II. The transcript has a single exon. The annotation marks the transcript as partial. Gene Ontology annotation, cellular component: nucleus. NCBI's taxonomy places the organism in Eukaryota, Fungi, Ascomycota, Pichiomycetes, Serinales.
GAGCGCAAGAGACGCGAUAACAUCAACGACAAAAUCCAGGAGCUCUUGAAGCUCAUUCCACACUCCUUCUUUACGGAUGAGCAGCCCAAGGCAACCGGCACUAAGGACGGCAAGCCGAAUAAAGGCCAAAUCCUCACCAAAGGUGUGGACUACAUCGUCUUUUUGCAGAACGCUAUCGACGAGAAUAACCGCAAAGAGGUUGAGUUGCAGAUGAAAAUCAAGGCGCUAGAGCAGCGGAAGUUGGGGCCGAACGACCAGCGCUCGGACUUCAGCCAUACCAUUGCCGAGAAGUGUUUAGCGGAAAUCGGGGUGGGGCCCCUUGCG